AUGGUGAUCCUCCCCCAAAUCCUUGGUCUCUGCCUCAGCAUCUGGGUUGCUUACCAACCAGCUGAGGAGUACUACCCCCCUCACAUUACGCCCGUUAGGGGCUCCAACCUUGGCGAUGAGGUUGCAGCAACUCACUGCUUCAUCGAGUCUCAUACCGGCAAGAACUUUCACAUCAGAUACAGAUUCUCGCCCCUAUUCACGUUAUAUGAUGGCGCAGUUGCCAUUAUCCUCAAGUUCUUCAUCGAUGGCAUUGAAUGCCAACAGCUUGUGAUGAAUCAUCGGUGCAAGAGAUAA
This is a messenger RNA of Fusarium odoratissimum NRRL 54006, 294 nucleotides long. RefSeq lists its product as uncharacterized. The record is from RefSeq and is a predicted model, not a curated record. The transcript has a single exon. The coding region runs from base 1 to 294 and encodes 97 amino acids. Lineage: Eukaryota; Fungi; Ascomycota; Sordariomycetes; Hypocreales; Nectriaceae.